AAUCCUUGAACCAGCCGAAAGAGGCUGCUUUUCCACGCUCUCGUCUCGUCUCUCUCUAUCUUCAACGGCUUUCUUUAUGCUACGAACUGAACUCCACACUCACCAUGUCCAAACCCUAAUUUCGUCGGACUUCCUUGGAGAAUGGUUCUCUAGACAAUUAUUUAUUCCGAUCCUAUGCGUCUCUUGUGAAGCAGGAGUAAUUUGGAGGCAGCAAUGUCUGAGCUCGAUCCAUCAAAGAAAGUAGCCGAUAGAUAUCUAAAGCGCGAGGUUCUCGGGGAGGGUACCUAUGGUGUUGUAUUUAAAGCCAUUGAUACUCAGACUGGUCAGACGGUUGCAAUCAAGAAAAUUCGGCUUGGGAAACAAAAAGAGGGAGUAAAUUUUACAGCUCUUCGAGAAAUCAAGCUGCUAAAAGAGCUCAAGGAUCCAAAUAUAAUUGAGUUAAUUGAUGCAUUUCCUCACAAAGGAAAUUUGCAUCUUGUAUUUGAAUUUAUGGAGACGGACCUCGAAGCUGUGAUACGUGAUCGGAACAUAUUUCUUUCCCCAGCUGACAUAAAAUCAUACCUUCAGAUGACGCUGAAAGGCCUUGCUUUUUGCCACAAAAAAUGGGUUUUACAUAGGGAUAUGAAGCCAAAUAAUUUGUUGAUAGGAUCAAAUGGUCAACUGAAACUUGCAGAUUUUGGUUUGGCUCGGAUAUUUGGGAGCCCAGAUCGCAGAUUUACUCACCAGGUUUUUGCUCGAUGGUACAGAGCACCUGAGCUAUUGUUUGGCACUAAGCAAUAUGGUUCUGCAGUGGAUGUAUGGGCUGCAGCUUGUAUUUUUGCUGAACUACUCCUCCGUCGGCCUUUUCUUCAGGGUUCGAGCGACAUUGAUCAAUUAGGGAAGAUCUUUGCAGCUUUUGGAACUCCUACCCCUUCUCAGUGGCCUGAUAUGCUGUAUCUGCCUGAUUAUGUGGAGUUCCAAUAUGUUCCUGCACCUCCUCUUCGAUCAUUGUUCCCUAUAGCUAGUGAUGACACACUGGAUCUCCUAUCGAAGAUGUUUGCUUAUGAUCCGAAAUCUAGGAUUUCCAUUCAGCAAGCAUUGGAGCACAGGUACUUCACAUCUGCACCGCUCCCCACAGAUCCUAGUAAGCUUCCAAGGCCUACUUCGAAGCGUGAACCUGUGAACUCUAGAGUCUCGGACUUAAAUUCAAAUGAGGGUCCCAUUGUCCUCUCACCCCCAAGGAAGUCAAGAAGAGUAAUGCCAGAGCGUGAGGGUUUUGAAGGAAAUGCACAUAGAAUUGAUAAGCAUGAUGACCAUGUUAAUGAGUUGCGAGAGGUAGCUGCUGAAAACACAAGCAAGAAUGAACCAGUGCCAAUGUCAUUAGAUUUUUCUAUUUUUGGUGGAAAACCUCCAAAUAGACCAACAAUCAACAGUGCUGAUAGAUCACAUCUGAAAAGGAAAUUAGAUCUUGAAUUCCAGCAAUAAGAAGAUUCUAUAUCAGUGUACUGCAAGAUGAAUUCGGCCUUUCAAUUGAAUGCUGGCCUGCAUUUAUGAGGGCAAAUUAUGGAGCUACUUCCAAGACUGGCCGGAUAAAUUACCUUUCACCCUCUACUCCUCGAGUGACUGCCAAGUUAUACCAGUGUUUCAUUAUGUAAUUUUCACAUAUAGAGCUAAUUUAAGUUGAUUCAUUUGAUACCAUUUGUGCUACAAUUCGGUUUUGGAAGUGUAACACUCUUACAGCUCUAUUCGGUACACAGUAACAAAAUGAAAUAAAAAUUAUACAUUGUGCAAAGA
This is a messenger RNA of Momordica charantia (bitter melon), 1773 nucleotides long. RefSeq names its product cyclin-dependent kinase D1;3 (gene CDKD1;3). The record is from RefSeq and is a predicted model, not a curated record. Gene Ontology annotation, biological process: protein phosphorylation; positive regulation of transcription by RNA polymerase II. Gene Ontology annotation, cellular component: cytoplasm; transcription factor TFIIK complex; transcription factor TFIIH holo complex. Lineage: Eukaryota; Viridiplantae; Streptophyta; Magnoliopsida; Cucurbitales; Cucurbitaceae. Gene Ontology annotation, molecular function: RNA polymerase II CTD heptapeptide repeat kinase activity; cyclin-dependent protein serine/threonine kinase activity; ATP binding.